This is a messenger RNA of Magnolia sinica, 4326 nucleotides long. Its product is annotated as putative E3 ubiquitin-protein ligase LIN-1. The coding region runs from base 108 to 4148 and encodes 1346 amino acids. Gene Ontology annotation, molecular function: ubiquitin-protein transferase activity; protein binding. The record is from RefSeq and is a predicted model, not a curated record. Lineage: Eukaryota; Viridiplantae; Streptophyta; Magnoliopsida; Magnoliales; Magnoliaceae. The transcript is spliced from 15 exons. Gene Ontology annotation, biological process: protein ubiquitination.
UACGGACACAAACAGUACCAUUUCCCUAUCUAUCUUGACUCUCUUCUCUUCCAAAGACCCACAAAAACCCCUCCCAAAGCCGCCUGCACACCACCACCACCACCACCAUGACCACCACCUCCGGUCAAAUUCUCCGCCACACCACCGCCUUCCUUUCCGAAGCUCUCUCCCAAUCCGACCUCCGCCACCGCAUCCUCUCCUCGGCUCGCCUCAAAAUCCCCUCUUCUGACCAAAAUACCCUCCGAACCCUCGCCAUCGCCUCCGACACCCUCGAAUCCGUAAUUUCCACAACUACCCCUACCACCCGCUCCUCCUCUCUCCGCCUCACCAAGAAACUCCUCCUCUCCUCCUCCGCCAAAAAUUCCCUCUCUGCUCUCCUCCUCUCCCUUAUUUACUCCCUCUGCCACCGCCCCACCGACGCCGCCCUCCACCUCCUCGAUAUCUUCCUCCUGGACCCCUCGUCGGCCCGGUCCGAGAUCGCGCCGUCCAUCUUCGAGGACCUUUUCCUCCUCCACCUCCUCCCCGUUCUCCAGUGGUUCAAGGAUCAGCGAUCCAGGAUCCUGUCGUCGAUCUCGCCAGAAUGGGCGUCGGAUGGCGAUGAACGGUCCAGAUCGAGGGAGGCGAUGACGGGCUGCGAGGGGCUGUUUUCGAGGAUGAGCGGAGGGCAGGCGGCGGAGCUGAAGGAGCUGGAAAGGGACUACGAGGAUGUUGUUGAUGAGAAUUCCAGAGUUUUUGCAAGGUAUCUGAAGGGCGUUUUGGAAAACGGUGAUGGGAAUGGGCCGGCUUCUCCUCCACCGUUGAUUCUAGCAAGGAUUGGAGACAGAGGGGCAGGGUUUGACGCGGCGGAUGGAAGGAUGACACUUGAUUCGGAUGCAGAUGCGAGGCUGGAAUUCCAAGAGAUUGGAUUGAGACACGGACGGUAUAAUCCCAUGUGGAUGGACGGAGCUCCAUCGAUGGAAUUCGAAAGUAGCAGCAGCAGCAGCAGCAACUACAGCAACAGCACGAAAUCUCCACCUUUAUAUCCUCAAAGAGUCUCUCCGAAUCUACUCUCAAAACAACACUCCAACAGGCCCAAGCCAGUGAUGAAUUUGUAUUUGAAUUCUGAUUCCGAACUCGCCUUUCCUUCUGAAAACCAUUCGACGGAUUCCUCUUCCGAAUCCGAGCUGGAGACAGAGGAAAAGAACAGGAAUUUGGCAUUGUUUCAGCCCAAUCAACAAACCCAAUUCAAGAAGCAGAAACAACCCGUUUCUGCAGAAUCUAGUCGCGCUCUGGAUCCUUUAAUGGCGGAUUCCGAUAACAUGAUUGCGAGUGGAAGACAAACCCCACCAAAGGACUUUGUCUGCCCCAUAACCAGCCAUCUCUUCGUCGAUCCGGUGACCCUUGAGACGGGCCAGACCUAUGAACGGAAAGCGAUCCAGGAAUGGGUUGAUCGCGGUAACUCAACGUGCCCGAUCACACGCCAGAAGCUGCAGAGCACCCAAUUGCCAAAAACGAACUAUGUUCUCAAACGGCUCAUUGCCAGUUGGCAAGAACAGAACCCUGGCACAGUGCAAGCCCAAAAAGAAAACCUGCCUCCAAAAAGCAGUCCGGUCUCUAGCCCGAUCAAGCCCUCAACUUCUCCAACCAGUGUCAUAAGCCAAGCCACCAUUGACAGCACGGUUGGGGAGCUCCGCCUCGCAAUCUCGCACCUCUGUAUGUCGGAGAUACUGAGUGAAUCUGAAAUGGCCGUCCUCAGCAUCGAGCGGUUCUGGCGGGACACAAACAUGGAGUCAGAAAUUCAGAGCACACUCUCAAAGCCAGCAGUCAUCAACGGGUUCGUUGAGAUCCUAUUCAACUCCGUCGAUCCCCAGGUGCUGAGGGCAACGGUGUUUCUCCUCUCCGAGCUGGCUUCGAGGGACAAAGCCGUGGUUCAGACACUCACGAGGGUCGAAUCAGAUGUCGACUGCGUGGUUGCUCUGUUCAAGAAGGGGCUGGUGGAAGCCGUCGUGUUGAUUUAUCUGUUAAGAUCUUCAUGGGCGGAUAAUGUCGAGACGGACAUGGUCAAAUCACUUCUGAUGGUCAUUAAAAAGAAAGAAGAGGACUCAUACGGGAUGUGUUUGAAGCCAAAGACUGCUUCAGUGCUUUUGCUGGGGCAGAUUCUUAGAGGGAUCGACCACAAGAAUGUAUCUAUGGUCGCCCGGGCUGUAGUUUCUGAAAGAGCAAUUGAAAGUGUUGUUGGGAGCUUGGAAGCUGACUGGGUGGAAGAGAGGAUUGCAGCAGUUGGAAUCUUGUUGAGAUGCAUCGAGGAGGACAGGAAUUGCAGAAACACCAUCGCUGAUAAGGCCGAGCUGGCUCCUGUUUUGGAAAGUUUUGCGGGCGUCAAUGAUGGAGAUAGGUUCGAGAUAGUUCAUUUUCUCUCUGAGUUGGUGAAACUAAACAGGAGGACAUUCAACGAGCAGCUUCUUCAUAUCAUAAAGGAUGAAGGAGCUUUCAGUACAAUGCACACUCUCCUUGUUUAUCUACAAACAGCCCUCCAGGAUCAAUGUCCGGUCAUCGCGGGUCUCAUCCUCCAGCUUGAUCUCCUGGCAGAGCCGAGAAAGAUGAGCAUCUACCGUGAGGAGGCCAUGGAUGCUCUUAUUUCAUGCCUCAGGAAGUCAGACUUCCCUGGUACUCAGAUCGCAGCUGCAGAGACCAUCAUGGCCCUGCAAGGGAGGUUCUCUUCCUCCGGAGAGCCCCUCACUCGGGUUUCCCUCCUGAAACGUGCAGGAUUUGACAAGAGAUACAGAGCAGUAAUGCAAUCGGAGCAGAAGAAUCCCAUUGCUGGCGAGUCUGAUGAAAAUCUGGAAGAAGAGAAGGCUGCCGAGGAAUGGGAAAGAAAAAUGGCAUUUGUUCUAGUCAGCCAUGAAUUUGGUUUAGUGUUUGAGGCAUUGGCCGAAGGCCUGAAGAGCAGAUGCGCCGAGCUAUCCUCAGCAUGUUUUGUGUCUGCAGCCUGGCUUACGCACAUGCUCACCAUUCUUCCUGACACAGGAAUUCGAGGAGCAGCACGGGUUUGCUUGCUCAAAAGGUUCAUUUCGAUUCUCAAAUCUGCAAGAGAUACUGAAGACAAAAUUCUUGCCAUGCUUGCUUUGAGCAGCUUCAUGGAUGAUUCUGAAGGAUUACGGGAUCUAACUUGCUACGUGAAGGAUAUAUUGAAAAACCUGAGAGACCUCAAGAAAUCCUCGGCCUUGGCUUCUAAGAUGAUGAAAGUUUUCUCAGAAGGGCAAGAUUCCAGUAUGGACCUGUGGAAUCAUAAAGAACUGAUUCAAGUGGAUUGCAGCACAAAUGGGGAAGUGCUUUCAGUAACCUGCUUCAAGGAUAAGAUAUUUUCUGGCCACUCAGAUGGAACAAUUAAGGUCUGGAGUGGCAGAGGGACCCUUCUUCAUCUGAUCCACGAAACUAAAGAACAUUCGAAGGCAGUCACUAGCUUGGCCAUUUUGCAGUCUGCAGAGAAAUUAUACAGCGGUUCACUUGACAGAACAAUAAGGACCUGGUCUAUUCAAGACGAACGAAUCCAAUGCAUCCAAGUCCAUGAUGUGAAGGAUCAUGUCCAAAAUCUGACCGUUGCCAAUACAAUCUCUUGCUUCAUUCCACAAGGAGCUGGAGUGAAGGUUCAUUCUUGGAAUGGAGAUUCGAAGUCGCUUAACGUCAACAAACAUGUCAGAUGCUUGGCUCUUGUACAGGGAAAACUUUAUUGCGGAUGCAGCGAUAGUAGCAUUCAGGAAAUUGAUUUGGCUACUGGAACAAUGAGUACAAUUCAAACAGGUAGCAGAAAAUUACUAGGGAAAGCAAAUUCAAUCUAUGCGAUGCAAGUUCAUGAUGGGCUCCUCUAUUCAGCUGGCACUUCUUUGGAUGGAGCAGCUGUUAAGAUAUGGAGUGCUUCUACUCACAGUAUGGUCGGAUCACUGCCAUCUACAAUGGACGUGCGAUCGAUGACUGUAAGUGCAGAGCUGAUUUAUUUGGGGUGUAAGACAGGGGGUGUUGAAAUCUGGUCUAAGGAGCUGCUCAGUAGAGUAGAAACACUUCAAACAAAAAACCAUAGUAAGGUGCUCUGCUUGGCUGUUUCUGGCGACGGAGACAUUCUGGUUGGCGGAACUUCUGAUGGCCGGAUUCAGGCAUGGGGACUGACUUGAAGGAAUGUAGAGAAUGUAAAUUCCAUUAUUAUUAUUUGAAAGAAAUAAACAAACAGCUGAAAUUCCUUCAGUUUUGAAUUCUUUAGCAUUCCCUAAGUGGGAUAAAAUCUUGAAAAAGUCUGUACAGAUGAUACUAAAAAAUUGUAAUAUCAUUCUUUCUACCGGGCCUUUGCAUGUA